AUGGCACCAAAGAAGGGAAAGAAGAAGGCAGGAACCUCGAACGUCUUCUCCCAGUUCGAGCAGUCCCAGAUCCAGGAGUUCAAGGAAGCCUUCGGCAUGAUCGAUGCUAACCGAGACGGAUUCAUCGAUAAGGAGGAUCUCCGAUCCACCUACGCUUCCCUCGGUGUCAUGUCCAUCGAGAACUCCAAGCUCGACGAGAUGAUGGCUGAAGCUCCAGCUGCCAUCAACUUCACUGUCUUCCUCUCCAUGCUCGCUGACAAGCUCCACGGAACCGACUCCGAGGAUGUCAUUUGCAACGCCUUCAAACUUUUCGAUCCCGAGGGCAAGGGCACUAUCCCCAAGGACUACCUCGCCGAAGUCCUCACCACUCAGGCUGACCGAUUCAACGAGGAAGAGCUCAAGUCCAUGAUGGACGCUGCCAAGAUCGAUGAAUCCGGCAACUUCGAUUACAAGAACCUCGCCUACAUCAUGACCCACGGUGACGACGAGGAAGGUGAUGAAGAAGAAGAAGGCGAAGAAGAAGAGUAA
Messenger RNA from Oikopleura dioica, 528 nucleotides. The record is from the annotation of a GenBank genome assembly. NCBI's taxonomy places the organism in Eukaryota, Metazoa, Chordata, Appendicularia, Copelata, Oikopleuridae.